AUGGCGAUGGACGGAAUGAUGUCCACGUCUUCGGGUCUGUCUUACCACAAUGCCGGGGACUUUUACCCCAGAAAGUUCGGCCCGAAGCCGGACGUAGUGCCGUCCGGGGUCACCGAGAGGAAAGUGGGGCCGCUGGAUAAACCUGACAUGGUGUCGGUGGAUGUCAUUAACAUCAACGACUCAGAUGUCCACUUGCACAGGAAGAAGCAUGAGCACGACACGUAUGUCUUGGGCACCAUUCAUCCAUUCAGGAAGACACACAGAUCCAUCUUUGGAAAAUUCCAGCAAGAAUUCAGACUGGUCACCUCAGAUAGACGGUCGUGGAGGAUCCUGCUGUUUGGCGCGCUCAACCUGCUAUGUACCGGCUGUCUGCUGAUGUGGUGCAGCUCUACCAACAGCAUGGCCUUAACUGCCUACACAUACCUCACCAUCUUCGACCUGUUCAGUCUGAUCACCUGUCUCAUCAGUUCCUGGGUGACCAUGAAGAAACCAAGUCAGGUCUACUCAUUUGGGUUUGAUCGACUGGAGGUUUUGGCAGUUUUUGCCUCCACUGUUCUCGUCCAGCUGGGAGCCUUGUUCAUCCUGAAGGAGAGUGUGGAGCGCUUCAUGGAGCAGCCUGAGGUCCAUACUGGUCGCCUGUUGGUUGGGACGUUCGUCGCUCUGUUCUUCAACCUGUUGACUCUGCUGUCGGUCAAGAACAAACCCUUCACCUACGUCUCAGAAGCCGCCAGCAGCAGUUGGCUUCAGGAACAUGUGGCCGAUUUGAGUCGAAGUUUGUGUGGCAUCGUUCCAGGUCUGAGCAGCGUGCUGCUGCCUCGUAUGAACCCGUUUGUCCUGAUCAACAUGGCUGGAGCUCUUUCCCUCUGCAUCACCUACAUGCUCAUAGAAAUCAAUAACUACAAUGCGGUGGACACGGCAUCCGCAGUCGCCAUCGCGCUCAUGACCUUUGGCACCAUGUAUCCCAUGAGCGUCUACAGCGGCAAAGUGCUGCUGCAGACGACGCCGUCCCACAUCAUCGGCCAGCUGGACAAACUGCUCAGAGAGGUGUCGACUCUGGACGGCGUGCUGGAGGUUCGAAAUGAGCACUUCUGGACUGUCGGCUUCGGAUCUCUGGCUGGCUCUGCCCACGUUCGUAUCCGCCGUGAUGCCAACGAGCAGCUGGUCCUGGCUCACGUCACCAACCGGCUGCUGCCGCUCGUCUCCACGCUGACCGUCCAGAUCUUUAAAGAUGACUGGACCAGACCCCUCCUCACCGGGGCGCUCUCCGCCUCUUCUGUUUCUCCUCUGGGUCCUGAAGGCUACGGCGCCCUCUCCUCCUCCUCUGUGCCUCCCCUGCUCAUGUCCUCGGGAGCAGAGAUGGACCCACUGACCUCCACGCCCGCCAAACCCAGCAGCCCUCCUCCAGAGUUCGCCUUCAACACACCGGGGAGGAACGUGCAGCCGAUGGUCCUCCCUGCCCCGGGACACCACGCCCACAGGCCCUACGGAGGCCUGGGACUCACCUACGGAGCGUCUCCCUACACAGGGAUGCUGAGUCAAGGUCUAGCGCGGCCCGGUGGUGGGCUGGGGCUCGGCUCGCAGGGUCUUGGAGCAGGGUUUGGACUGGGUGUGAGCGGGAGUGGGAGCGGGGUGCCUUCCUCUCAGAGCUACAGAACUGCCUUCGGAGGGUCGACGGCGCCGCUCCGGUUUGGAACCAGCAAUCCUCUGGCUUCACAGUCGCAGUACAGACAAUACAGACCCUGAUUGUGCCGAGCUAGAACUCUGAGUGUUCAUGAUGAAGGUCAAGUUUCUCCACACCUCGGUUCAGAUAUGUGAAACUCUGAUGAGAUUUAUUUCCUGUUCAGGCUGGACGGCCAACGCUACAACAUUUACUCCCAGUGAGACAACAAGACGGUAACUUCAGAUUAAACUCCUGUAGUGUGAGCCUCCCCUGGCUUUAGAAGAGAGACAAGUAUGUUGUGGUAUUUAUUUUGCUGACAGAAGGACCAAGAGGUUGACUGUGGUUGGAUGUGUUAUAUUUGAGUCUUUUUUAAUUUUCAGGACCUUGGGAGACGACCUCACUGUGGGGUCUGACACUGACAGAAACAGUGUGUCUAUACUUAUUUUACGGUUAUUUUGUAACAGGAACGGCUGUGAAGAAACAUCGUCAAACAACAUUCCUGGUGAGGGGAAAUAAAGUGUUGAAUGAAACUGAA
This is a messenger RNA of Epinephelus lanceolatus (giant grouper), 2195 nucleotides long. It is a transcript of the gene slc30a6, whose product is annotated as solute carrier family 30 member 6. NCBI's taxonomy places the organism in Eukaryota, Metazoa, Chordata, Actinopteri, Perciformes, Serranidae. Gene Ontology annotation, cellular component: membrane; Golgi apparatus. Gene Ontology annotation, molecular function: monoatomic cation transmembrane transporter activity. Gene Ontology annotation, biological process: zinc ion transport; transmembrane transport. The record is from RefSeq and is a predicted model, not a curated record.